AUGUCCUGUGGCCUGACAUUGAAGGUCUCAGGAUUUCAUAGCGAAGAGACUGAAUUAUUUCCAUUGGUCUCUGAUGCAAAGACUGUACCAAAUCUGCAGGACACUGAUGAAACAGAAGUAAACACGAUGCCCCAAGAAAUAAUCACCGAUGUGGAACAAACCAAAGGAAUUAAAAAGACAGCAAAGCAAAAAAGAAAGGCAAGGCAAGGCAAGAAAAGGUCUUUUGAGAAUCACAGGAAGUUCUGUCAUGUACAGACAAAGGUGGACUUCCCACCUCACAUGCUGAGAGCUCACCAGGCAGCCUAUAACUUUCUGAACCCAAACAUUUCCAAAUAUGAAACUCUUUUGGGUCUACUAGAUCAGGCUGCCCAAACACAGCUGUCCCUCCAGCCCAUGAUGUCUGCUUUAGUAUUGCGCUUUGAGGAGAUCAACCAAGCACUAGAGGAUAUGGCUGAUGAGGGGGAGCUGAUGUUGAAGGAGCAUGGUGAAUACAUGACCUUACCUUCUGGGAUGAUUUGCUCAGCUAACCCUAGAAUGAUGCCCAGGAAAAGUGGCUUACUUCAGUUAUCUGACGCAGUAAAUGACAAGGAAAGUUCAGUCAACAGUGGCAACAACAACAACAGCUGGCCUGAUAGCAAGGACGAGCUGGAUAUGGACAACCUACCACCACCACCCCCAGAAGUUCUGAUGGACAAUUCCUUUCAGAGUACUCAGGUCCUAGCAGGAACUGAAGUGGGUUUGCAGAAACCUUUUAGUUCUCAAGUGAUAAACCCCAAGAUUGGAAUCUUCCAUCGCCUGAAGGCAUCUAUCCACAAUGUAGAAGUGUUACCAAAUCGAGUAUGUAUGAGGCCAAGGUCGAUCGCUAUCUCUCCUGCCCAUCCUGUUACACAGGAUGGUGUUACGGGCACUCAGGAUGCAGAUCAGCUGCAAUCAGAAACAGAUCUGAACCUGGAAAUUAAGAAGGCUAAUAAUCUCUACCAAAAGGCAUGUAAGAUUAUUCACCUGCGUGAUGCAGCAGAAUCUUCUGAUAAGAGAAAUAUUGUUGAACCAGGCAUCAGAGCAACUUCUCCUCUUCAACUCACCAUAGAUCGGAAAUAUAACAGCAAUGAAUUUUAUGAGGGUGAAUUAUCCUCUUGCAGUCUGACUGUGAAAGCACCACCUGUAUCUAGAGUCCGCCUUCCACCAUCUUGUCCUAGUACAUGCAAAAGAUUUCCAAGUCCCCCUGUAAUUAGACCUCAGUCUACAUCUAGGCACUCAUCUCGUCCUAGUUCUCCCAGAACAGUGACACGCUGUACAGAUAACAAGACAGAAGAAAUCAUUCCAUCCGUAUCCUUUCGCGACGCACGCUCUGUUUUCUGUCAAAAUGAGUUUCAAAACUUGAAGACCUGUUUGCCCCCUGAAAGGUCUGUGCUUCCCAGACAAGGGGGAGAGGUCCCCCGAGGAAGACUACUUACCAGAGCAACAGACACCUCUACUCGUCGCACCCAAUCAGACCAUAGGCCUAGUGGGACUCUUCAUUCAGAGUUUCUAAAGGAUGCCAGUUUGGCCUCUAUGCAGGAGAAAGGGAGUAACCUAUUGCCACAAAAUACAGGCUAGGAAGCCUUCCGAUGACAGGAGAUGAUGACACCCUAAAGUCCAGCUGUGAAUGGCCAGAGUUUCUAAAGUAAAAUAUGAGUUGGGAAGAGAAUAAUGAAAGAAGUUGUAUAUUAGUAGGGACUGGGGUUUUUUUCUCUCUUUUCCAGUUAGACUUUUUUUUAAAGACUCUGCAGUAAUACAUGUAAUUAAGGAUUAAAGCAUUUUUCUACUCUAUACUGAACCCUGAGUGAUAAACCUCAAGUAGUUUUAAAGAUACAUGUAUUAUAUGUGUUUUGUUAAAACAA
This is a messenger RNA of Neolamprologus brichardi, 1880 nucleotides long. The record is from RefSeq and is a predicted model, not a curated record. NCBI's taxonomy places the organism in Eukaryota, Metazoa, Chordata, Actinopteri, Cichliformes, Cichlidae.